AUGAUGACGGAGCAAUCAGGCCAUGGUGAGUGCAUUAACUACUUGCACUACCCAGUCUGACCGUUGCGCACCCGUCACCUGCUACCUAAACCCGUCUUUUUUACUUUGAAAUAGAUAAGACCAUGCAGUACACUAAACCGCAGUCAAGAAAGCUUAAGUUUGUUCCAGAGCUCAUUAGAAUCGAGGAGGUUUCGGAGGAGAAGGAGGAGGAGGAGGAGGAUGAGGAGGAGGAGUGCGAGGAGGAUGAUGAGGAUGACAGCACAAAUGACAAAAACGGCGUAUAUACAGAGGUGAUGGAGAAGGACCAGCAGCAGAAUGUGCACGCUGAUGGAGACACGGACUGUUUUGCUAUCGCCUCUGAAGUAAAUGGUGGAAACUGUGAGGUGUGUACAGUAGUGGCAAACGGAGACAAAGAAGUGAUUCCGGCGCCAUCCGCCGGAAGACGGCGGCCUCCACGAUGGAGGUCCGUUUACAUGUCGUCGCGUAAGUCCACAACUACUUUACUGCCAUGUUACUGCUUUAGCACUUCGUCUCCCUUAUGACAUACCCACCUCUCCUUUCCUUCACUCUUCUCAUAUUAGAAGCCUAUGCAUUGUUGGAUCGCAGAGGUCGAAUUCCCAUUUGCACGCGGUUUUUCUGUGAAAUUGGCAACAGUACCUAGAUAAAUAAGAGAAAUCUUUCGAGGGUGUUGGAGCAACGUGCUCUCUAUCAUGUGAAAACUCGCCGAAUGCACUGCAAUUCACGACGUUAUUUUAUGUGAAAUCUAGUUUUCUUCAUUCGCGCCAAGCUAGUGGGCCAUAACUCCAGUUAAUCUCAUGACUACUCCACCAGGCAUCUCGUGGCCAUUCUACCCGAGUGUCAUCCUACCUUCUGCUUCAUUUCAUCUAGAUCUGACAGAACAAUUUUGUGCCGCUUCAGGAUUUGCUGCUGAAUGAUCGUCUUCAACAGACAGCCAACCGGCUUAAUUUAUAUUUGUCAGCUGGCUGACGAUGCACAUGUUACAUGUUAUAUGGUCCUCAUGUCCCAGUUCACCGUCGAAUGGCGGCACGACUUAAAGGAUUUGGUGAGCCUGUUAAGGCAAAAUGCUGUAAGACGCUGCCCAAAGACAGUUGGUUCAUGCGGUCGGGAGCAUACUACGCGUGAGAUGCAUGAUACGUCAUGUCUCUGCGGUCAAACGACCGCCCACUGAAGUGGAGGCAAUUGGCUGACACACGUUCCUCUGUUACAACAUUGGCAUAUUAGUGAAGAAGAUGAAACCGAGUACAGGAUUAUAUGUAGUCCUGGCUGUGCUCAUCUAGGGCGCAGGGAGUUAAAAAUUCCAUGGCAGAUUUUUGGAAAAAUUAUUCUGAUGCGACACAAAUUCUGUGGGCGAUUUGGGCAAUGGAUUUGUAAGAUGCGAUUGCGAACAAUUAGAUCUUGUAUAUGACGUGUAUGUCAUGAAGAGCAGCUCUGGGAGUGGGCGGCUAUAGUUUGUUUGCACUAUCAGAUGCAUUUGCAUGUGAAGCAGCUGUUUGGAAGAAAAUAUGAGAUGACUCUCUAUGUUAGAUAGCGGAACACGCAAUGAUAAUUGGGCCGACGAGGAUAAUGAUGAAGAGGAUUGUCCAGACGGACGAGACGCAUCCAUGCGCUUAGUCUAGACCACCAGCCUUAACACGCCAGUUUAACAUUCUGCAGUUGCAACCUUAAGUGCUGCGAGAAGGUGAGGUUCGUGUAUAGCUUUUGGAAAAAUAAAAGGGCAUUGACUAAAAUAAAUUAUUUUCAUUAACAGUGCACUUUUUCGAUAAACCUAAUGUUUGCGUUUAUUUCGCAUCCUGAAAGACGAGUAUUUUGGACGUCCAGUUCCAAAGGAAAUGCUCUGAACCUUGAUUACAACACGAAGAGCCGGGCACAUGCAAGACUCUUCUACGCCUAUGAGUCACGAUUUGCCAGGGCUGUUGAAAUGUCGCGUUGGUAGGACGGGAAAGAAUACAGCCUUCAUAGCACACAAUGUCACUAGUAAAUGUUACGGUAAUUUACGUGCAGUCAAUUAGUUUUAUGCUGACCAACCAAUGUGAGAUUGGGUAACAACACUUGUGUCUUCUGUGGAAUAUCAGUGUACAAUUUCAGAUGCGUCGUAUCUAGUGCGUAGUGUCUAAAUACGUGACUUGCGUUGCUCAUUUGUCACCUUGCUACAGACUAGUGAAGUUGACGAAAAUACAGGCAGUGGAGCAUUGGGAAACACUUAUGUCCAGGUUUCAGAGUACUUCCAGCCGGCAGUCCUUGGUGCCUAUCCGGCGCACAGUUGAGAAUAUCGAGCUGUUCCUGUGGUGUACGCAGAUGAACUCCAUUGAAUAAGAGUCGGCCGAGGUUAAUUAAUUCACAGCAGUUGAAUGCUCUUCUGUUGAUAUGCGUAGCAGCUCCGUGGGUUAUCAUGUAAGUCGAUGCAUGCAUAAUUUGAGGAAUCUUAUGACAUUAAGCUAAAAUUCCUAAUCAGUUUCCGAUUACAUUCGACUAUUAUGUAAUUUCGGCUAUCCGUCAGCAUCAUCCCAGCUACUUGAUUUACGCAGGAUUUUGAGUGCACUUUCAUUCCGUCGCUGACAAUAAAUACACAACAUAUAAUGUGAUCGUUUACACACGACGCUUCUUACUUCAAAUGUCUCUUUGUUCAAAUAUAUUCAUAGUUAACAUCUACAAAACCACUAUUAUUAGUAUCAAAGCCUAGGUGUCUUACAUGCUCUUCAAUUAUUUUCUUAAGGCAUUCUGGCAGAUUUCGGUUUUAAAACAGUUUUCAAUGCAAUAACAAUAAAUGUACCCGAUCUGACGUCGCAAAUAAAUCUAUGCAAUGGAUUAAGACCACACAAUGUAGUGAAUAAGAAGCAAUAAUAAAUGGAGAAAUGUGAUGGUAGUUGGAUGGGCAUUUCGCAGCCUUAGUAAUCUUCUAAGUUCGAACUUGAGUAGACUGGAAACCAGUCUUUAUUUAAGUAGGCUAUUAUGUUUCCAAUGGUAGAUGAGUGGGCAAUUGGAGCGAUGGAAAUUGAAGAUGGAUCUGGAUAGUAGCGUUUACCUGAAAAUUCGCAUGCGUGCAUAUAUAACUGCAAUGUUCGUAGGUAAGCCCCGUGUGACGGGUAUAUGUUGAGAGCAUUGGCGCUUGAAGAAGGAGACACGAUCGCUGGGACAAGAACUUUAUUAGCCUGACGUUUCGGAUUCCUGCUGGAACUAGCCCUGGUUGGGCGGUUUCAGCGAAAUGCUUGACACGCAAUCGACUAGACCAAUAAAUGGCGUGAAUGCGUGAACGAAGGUUGUGUAGGUUGGUGCUAAGUUGAAAUUGGUGUUGCUUGGCAGGGCGUAGAAACGUGUACACUGUUGGUGAUGAUGUUGAUGGUUAUGGCGGUGUUGGUUGUGUUGGUGGUAAUGUUGGCGGUGACGAUUUUGAUUGAGAUGGUGUUGUUGGUGUUCUUGCUUUUGGUGAUGGUGGUGGUGGUGGUGAUGGUGGUGGUGGUGGUGGUGGUGGUGUUGGUGUUGUUUUUGUCGUUGUUGGUGGUGGUGUUGGUGUUGGUUGUGGUGAUGGUUUUGAUGGAAAUGGUGGUAGGAGUGAAGAGACGAGUCCCAGGAUGUAGUCUUGCAGAAGGAGACACGAUCGCUAGGACGAGAGCUUUAUUAGCCUGACGUUUCAGAUUCCUGCUCGAACCCAUCAUCAGAGACGACAGCAGAUACGGGUGAUUCAUGCACCAGGGUCUGCAGUAUUUAUAGGAUGCAGUCGCCAUGCUAUCGCACUCCUAUUCACGGCUCCCCCCCCCUUCAUUCGGGAUCGUUGCACGUGGUGUGUUAACUGCUUGAUGGCCGACGUUCGCGUCGUUAAUUGGUACAUUUUCAUAACGUGCGUUGGACGUUAGCGUGCUGAUUGCUCGAUCAUCUGUCGUAUCGACCCUGGUGUUGGGAAGAGUGUUCACCUGUGCGCUCCCCGCGUGCUCAAUUAAUCCGCCUAGGCGAAGUCUCGGCACAGAAUAUGGAAGGGGAAGUUCUUUGCACCUGUCAAUGGACUAGGGACCCGUAAACCAUGACUCAAGUAGCUCCCGGCUCACGCGGUUGUCAACUCUUGCGACAAUUUCGGCCUCGUCGAAUUUGAAUGUGUGGCUGGAUCUUGUCGAAUGAGCCGCAACUUGGGAGCUGGCGUCAUUUCUCCGCACCGCUGCAGCGUGUUCGGCCAUUCUCGUUCUGAGUUGUCUUCCGGUUUCUCCGAUGCAGUUGCUUUGUCCGCAAUUGCACCAGAUCCGAUAAACGACUCCAGAAAUUUCUAGUCGUGGCAGUGGGUCUUUUGGUUUCAUCAACUGGCGCCUGAUGGUUCCCUCCGGUCUGUGUGUAGUUGUGGCGGUUUUGACGAUGUUGGUGAUGGUGCUGGCGUUGGUGGUGAUGGUGGUGGUUGUGGUGUUCGUUGUGAUUGUGGUGGUGGUAGUGGUAGUGGUGAUUGCGACGGUGGUGGCAUUGGUGAUUUUGGUGGUGGCCGCCCCACUCGACGGCUUGGUAGGGUGAGUCCGCUCAUUUUGGCAGCCUUGAAUGUUCGUUGGCCUUUAGACAAUCGGAGGAGCAACCAACCGGAUUGGUGGACGGCUGUAGUGGCUCUGUAGCUGGCAUGCAGCAAGGCGGACAUUGCUGCCAUCAAUGAGACCUGGUUCUCCAAACAAAGCCAAGUGGAGGGUGUGGGUGACGGCUACACCUUUUUCUGCAGUAGUCCUUUCAUUGCAGGGAGACAGGACGCAGAUCUUGUCCUUUUUCUUUCUAGAAUAACAUCCUGCAACAACUGCCUUCUCUGCCACAUUAUGGAAACAAUCGCCUGAUAAGCCUCCAAAAGCCUCACCAGCGCGGCAAACUUGUCAUGAUUAUGGUCAGCGUCUAUGCCACCCUCCUCCCGAGAACCAAAACUGAGGCUGUAAGUGGUAUAUCCUGGAAGGACCUGCACGCAUUUCUGGUGGCCGUGCCGAAGGCGGAUAAGUUGGUUGUCCUCGAUGACAUCAACGUCCGCGUCGGCACAGACCAUGUUGCCUGGAGAGGCGUGUUGGGAACAGAUGACCUCAAUGGCUCCAGUGAUAGUGGCCUGUUUCUCCUGCGAACCUGCAUGGAACACUGUCUCACCCGGUCCAACACCUACUUCCGUCUUAAGAUGCGAGUGAAGUCCAUGCGGAUGUGCGGUUGGUGGAGACACUGA
This is a messenger RNA of Spirometra erinaceieuropaei, 5182 nucleotides long. The record is from the annotation of a GenBank genome assembly. NCBI's taxonomy places the organism in Eukaryota, Metazoa, Platyhelminthes, Cestoda, Diphyllobothriidea, Diphyllobothriidae.